Molecule: messenger RNA, 1919 nt
Organism: Schizosaccharomyces cryophilus OY26
Lineage: Eukaryota; Fungi; Ascomycota; Schizosaccharomycetes; Schizosaccharomycetales; Schizosaccharomycetaceae
Product: cytoskeletal signaling protein
Exons: 1
Coding region: 12-1490 (492 amino acids)
Source: RefSeq, a predicted model, not a curated record
GAGCCAAAUCCAUGGAUCAAAAAACGGCUUCACCAAGUAAAGAUGCAGUCCCUCAGACGGAUGCCUACAUGGGACUCUGCAACUCCCUCACAUACCGGUUUGAAGGGUGGAGGCAUCUAGUGGAAAACCUGAUUUCAUUCUUUAAGCAACUUGAGUCUCUGUCGAAAACAACGUCUAAAGAAUACCUUAAAUUAAGCAAAACAAUCACUCACCCUUCGAAAGAUGUGAACAUUUUUGAUGAACACGGAGUGCAAGAUGUUUUUGCAGCUCUGCGAGACCAGACGGCUGCUAUUUCCACUGAUAAUGAACAAUUAUCUAUUCAGCUUCCUGGAGCUAUUAUAAAAAUUCUAGAAUUGCUUCGGGAUGAUUUGAAAGAGCACUGUAAAAAAAUCAAUGCUGACGGUACCAAGGGCGUAAAGGGUGUUGAAAAGCAGCGUUCGGAAUCCCAGAAGUUUUUAGUGCUAUUGGACCGUGUUUUGCUACCUUGGGGUGGUGAAAGCCCUCCUUCUGUAAAUGUUAAAAAUGAUCCUUUUAUCGUUGAUCGCCUUGUUCUCAACUCUUUAGCACGUCAAGUAGCCGAAGAAAACAAUCACGUUCAUUCUGUAGCUCAAAUCCAGGAGCUUUCGUUUCGUUUUGAGCAAAAUACCAUCUCGAAAAUCAAGGAUAUCGUGCGUCAGUUCGAAUUACUUAUGAACCAAACCUUUACCAAAUCAAUUAAUCACAUACGCGAAAUUUUGCAAGUCUCCGAAGCUCAGAGCUUAACCGGUGAGUGGUCUUCAUAUGCCAAACGCGAACCAGAUUUUAUUAAAGGUUCUGUGGCACCUCGAAUCUAUUCUGAAUUGCCGUACCCUGGUAAAAACAAACCACCCACAGUUCCAAUUAUUGCCGGUUACCUGAUCCGCAAAACUACAAUUAUGAAGAAAAAACAGAGAGGAUUCUAUGCUUUCACUCGUUCAGGUUACCUUUACGAAUUUAAGUCCUCAGAUCCUCAGGUGGAUCCUGAACCCGAGUUUGCCUUGUAUAUACCCCAUUCUUUAAUUGGUCGUCCCUCAGACAAAAAGGCAAAAUUUAAAAUCACUGGAAAGGAUGCUACAAACAAAGUGUUUGGAUCGCGUUCAGACUACUCUUUCUGCGCUAGUAAUCAAGUUGAAUUAAUGAAGUGGUGGGAAGCCUUAAAUACCUAUAUAUCCGGAUACCAUCAACCCGCCGUUAGACAAGAAAAUAUCCGCCAACCUGCUGAGGCUGUCCCUGAAAGCGAUGAUGAUGACGAUGAUGAUGAUGAUGACGAAUUCCAACCCGCAGUUGAAGCGCAAAACAACGCCGCCCGUAGUAGGCCAGCUGCUGCAACCCAAGUCAGUCCUCAAGGAGCUCGAGCACAAACUCGUUCUUCGGAAGAAGUUCCUUCAUACAACGAUAGUCAAGCAGGUCCUCCGGCUAAUGACUUUGUUUUUCAUUCUGAUUUGAGCGGACAUAAUGCAUGGAAUGUAUAAAUUACUGGAAAUAAUUCGAUGUAAAUACGUUUGUAAUGUGAGUUCUUUCUCUUGUCUAAGUGUUUAAGGGAUAUGAAUGAUUAUCUGUUGAAAUCGUGGCUUUAUCGUCGUUUAUAAUAUUUAAUACUUUUAUUUUUGUUAUGGAUAAUCCUUUAAGUAGACUCGUCACUUGGGUUUGCGUUUAUUGAUCUCCUAAAGUCAAUGCUCUCUUUUUAGAUACACUAUGAACGAUUCUAUAGUUAUUAUUAUUCUUCUAAGGCUUCCAAACUAGACCGUAGAUAUUCAGACUGAACUGCAUGAGAUUACGGCAUAAACAAUUCACCUGUAAAUAUGUUUGCUUUCCUUCGUUAGAACUCACAAUAAAGAUAUAAAAGCAGUUAGGGUAUAAAAUUAACGUCAUUAUUGCUUUUAAUGAACUACGUAAAAAAC